GCCAAAUACAACUGCUUUCUGGAAGAGACUGCUGCAGCAGGACUAGUUUCAUAGCACAUAUUAUUAUAUAUAUACACGAAAAUCAUUUGGACUGUGAACUCCAUCAUCAUACAUCCUUGUAGAAGCUAAGAUUCGUCGAUUUGUAUGGCUAAAGUACAUCCUAGAACAUCGACGACCAGUAGUUCUUGUCAUGAGAAUUCAUCAUCAGAACGGGAAGUAUUCACCGUUUGGAUGAAAUCCCUGGUGGUUGGUAGCAACGGCUGCACCGUCUUCAAUUCUAAAGGUGAAAUUGUUUUCCGGGUUGAUAACUACCAAACAAGGUGCAGCAGUGAAGUCUUGCUCAUGGACUACAAUGGUCGAGUGCUUUUCUCCAUAAAAAGAAAGAAAUUACUGAUAUUCAGAAGUUGGGAAGGCUACAGAUGGACGAAUUCUGAGUUUGAUGAGGAGGAGGGAGAGUGGUUUAAGGUAAAGAGAAAGUGCAAAUUCUUUCGCAGAGGCAUAAGUAGUUGCCAUGUUAUCCUAGGAUGUAAUAAGACUAGAGGACGCCGCUGCUACACGGUUCUAGGAUUGGAAGGAAAACCAACCAUCAAGAUCACAGACUGUACAGGCCGAGUUUUAGCAGAGGUGAUGCAAAAACAGUCUUUUGGUGGAGUUUCUCUGGGAGAUGAUGUGCUCUCUCUAAUGGUGGAACCCCAGAUAGAUCAAUCCCUGAUUAUGGCUCUAGUGAUAGUUUAUGCUAUGAUCAACCAUAAACUGUAAAUACUCACUACAUCAUGAAAUAGAUCAUGUAUGAUUCCAUGCACCAGAUGCAGAGCAAUUUUGUGGAGAAGUGGAACUGAAUCUCAUUUUUCUUGUUCUAUAGCCGAUUUUUCAAGAACGAUC
Sesamum indicum (sesame) is the source of this 882-nucleotide messenger RNA. RefSeq names its product protein LURP-one-related 11-like. The record is from RefSeq and is a predicted model, not a curated record. NCBI's taxonomy places the organism in Eukaryota, Viridiplantae, Streptophyta, Magnoliopsida, Lamiales, Pedaliaceae.